Messenger RNA from Penicillium diatomitis, 1707 nucleotides. Its product is annotated as Leucine Rich Repeat domain protein. Bases 1 to 1707 code for a protein of 568 amino acids. Lineage: Eukaryota; Fungi; Ascomycota; Eurotiomycetes; Eurotiales; Aspergillaceae. Gene Ontology annotation, molecular function: Hsp90 protein binding. The transcript has 6 exons. The record is from RefSeq and is a predicted model, not a curated record.
AUGCGUCCACAAAUAUCGCCUGAGCAACAAAGAGGUCAGAGACUGUACCAGAAGGGGGACUUCAAGGCUGCGAUCGAGGCGUUUGGAGAGGCGCUCCGACAGCCGAAUGUGGAUACCAUUGGUAUUCUGGACAAUCGAUCGGCCACUUAUUGCAAGCUUCUACAGUAUGAUCUAGCUCGCCGCGAUGCGAAGCAAAUGAUCAAGACCGCCAAUAAUGACGAAAGAGGCUACAUGCGAUGCGCAAAAGUCCUGAUUCUCGAGGGUAAACCCGAGAAAGCUCAAGAAAUCUAUGCCUAUGGGCUGAGAACGAUGCCGAGCGAGCAUCCUAAACGAGGACUAUUGGAACAAUUACACAAGAAACUAGAGAAUCGCUUGCUUGGCAAUCGCGUCGACCCGUUUGCGGUGUUGCCUCUUGAAAUUGCCAUGUUCAUCAUCAACCAAUUCUCUUUCAGAGAGAUGGUAGGAUUGCUCCGAGUGUGCAAAGGCUGGGAACGACUGUUUUGCUCCAUGUCCCAUCUUUGGAUGGACAUCAACCUUAGUGGGGCACGACAAAAAGUUCCAUGGACUGCAAUCCGGACGUACAUUCGGCGUUCCAAGGCGAUGCUCACAGCAGCAACAAUCAAACAUUUAUCAGCUCCUUCAACAGUCAAAACAUUGGAAUUCCUCGGUCGUUGUCCGCAGCUAGAGCAUCUGGAGCUCUGGGUAGCGCAUGAUGGCAGAGACUUCUACCAAAAAUUCAAAGGAAGCAAAAGGUUGAAGAGCCUUGUCCUUUCUCCAGAGCUACCGAUAGAGCAUGACUACGUCGGCAAACUUCUGCAAGAUCUACCGAACCUUGAGCGUCUCACAAUUUGGAAUGUCAAGACCAGACAUCCUUAUCUCGAAAGGCCUAUCUUCGUGUGGCCGAAACUACUGCCGAAACUAAAAAGUAUUACUCUGGCGUCACAACAGGAUAUGCUCGUGCGGGAAGAGCAUUCACGAAAUUUCCAUGUGCUGUCGAUACCAGGAUUGGAUGAGAAUUCCGAGCAUGUUGUGUAUCCAAACCUGGAAGAAUUGCGUCUUGACUACAACCCCCUAUUGCACAGCGCCUACAGAUUCCCCAACGCCACGACUCGCCCGAUGCCUCCUCUGCGUCGUCUAGAACUGCGAGGUAUGACGAUGGAAACAAAUAUCUGUGCCACCUUGCCGGAUACCAUUGAAUAUCUGCACAUUGAAGGAGGCGCGUCGGCAAGAUACCUUGCAACGCAACUGGAGCCCCCAGGAAAACGUCUACCGAGAUUGCACACUCUACGAUUCGAAGACACAGGGUUCGCCACACAACAGACUCUUUCGGUCUUUCUCCAGGCUGAUCUCGUCUCACUCCGAACCCUCCACAUCAACGGCUGCUUACAGAUGACUGUGCGGGACCUGCUUGACAUGGCCCGCGAAUUCCCAGAGCUAGGAGAUCUCACCGAACUGAGCGUGAUCAAUCUUCCCGGUCUCGAUGAUCACGCGGCAAGUUCAAUUUUGAGUGACUUUAGCAAAUUGAAGGUGCUUGAUAUGUCGUGUACGGAAAUCACGGGCGUAACGAUUCGUCGUAUCGCCGACACGCGACUAUCGGACUCUACAGAAGUUGCUAGACUCGAUCGACUGAUUACUCGCAAUUGUGAAGGAAUCUCUUCUGAUGCUAUCACGUAUGGUCGAGGAACCGGGCUGCAAAUCAUGAUAUGA